CAAGACUCCUUUUUUCUUCCCUGGUAAUCUCGGAACACAAUGGCGGGUCCUCUUCUUUAUCAUCUUUCCCCUGCAUUUUCCAUUUCUAGACCAACCCUAAAAUCAAUUACUUGUUACAGUGGUAAUUCUGAUUAUUAUAGGUACGAUAAGCGGAAAUGUUCUUGCAAGAAUGAUCUUGAUACAAAUUUAAAACCUGCAAUUUGGUCUAAAAACCUAGUCUCCCUAGCAAUUGCUGUCGCCCUUAUUGCUCCACUGCCGUCUUCCGCAAUUCCUUCUCUCAGUUCCAAAUCAUUUUCACUCAAUUCAACAACUACUCCAUUCUCGCAGGCCCAGAAUUUGCCGAGUGGAUUGGAAAAUGGAAAAAUCAGGCCUUGCCCUUCUAUAAAUCCGGGCUGUAUCUCAAGUAAUCCCAAGUCAUCAAACUUUGCAUUUCCAUGGAGGAUACUAGGCUAUUCUUCAAACAGUGCUGCCAUUCAGCAACUGCAAGAUGCACUUCUAAAAACACAGAAGAACGUCAAGAUUCAGCUUGUUGAAGAUACACCCACUGGCAAAUAUAUGCAAGCUGAGGUGGAUGGAGGAUUUGGGCGAGAUGUUCUGGAAUUUCUGGUAAACGGAGAUGUUGUUUCAUUCAGAGCUAUGGCAACCAAAGUUACAUACGUAUAUCCCUUCACAACAGCCUUAGGUGACUCAAAAGGUCAGGAAGAGAGAAUGAAGCAGAUCCUUAAUGAGUUAGGAUGGUAUGCUCCAAGUUUUGAUUCCAUGGACUAGAGUUAUCAUUGUCUGUACACUGAUCUGCUGAUUUAUCUUAGAUCCACCUGUUUGUUCUAUCACAUUGACAGUUCUAAAUUCAAUAUGCAGUUUCUUAACGUACAACUCCGGAUACAAUGCAUUUCGCCAUUUGCAA
Sesamum indicum (sesame) is the source of this 904-nucleotide messenger RNA. Its product is annotated as thylakoid lumenal 17.9 kDa protein, chloroplast. The record is from RefSeq and is a predicted model, not a curated record. Gene Ontology annotation, cellular component: chloroplast thylakoid lumen. Lineage: Eukaryota; Viridiplantae; Streptophyta; Magnoliopsida; Lamiales; Pedaliaceae.